This is a messenger RNA of Xiphophorus maculatus (southern platyfish), 3188 nucleotides long. RefSeq names its product integrator complex subunit 8 (gene ints8). Gene Ontology annotation, cellular component: integrator complex. The transcript is spliced from 28 exons. NCBI's taxonomy places the organism in Eukaryota, Metazoa, Chordata, Actinopteri, Cyprinodontiformes, Poeciliidae. Bases 165 to 3137 code for a protein of 990 amino acids. Gene Ontology annotation, biological process: snRNA 3'-end processing. The record is from RefSeq and is a predicted model, not a curated record.
CUCCUUGGUGACAGACCGGAACCGGAAGCAGAGAUGUCGAGCCGCAGAAUGAACUAUGAGAACCGGUCCGUGUAGCUGCUCCAGCCCUUUAUUUUAACAUUUUUACACACUUUUCGGAUCGUUUAGGCUCUGGCUGUUCGGCCGGGUUCGCGCAGCAGGGCGGGAUGAGCGCGGAGGCGGCGGACCGGGUCGCCGCGGUGGCCGGCAGCCGGCCCGGCUCGCCGCUGCAGGUUUCCUGGUUCGAGUUCCUGCUGGACGGCGGCCUGCUGGAGACGCACCUGCAGAAAGCCGGCCCAGACCCGGCGCCGGUCCAGCUCAUCGUCCAGUUCCUGGAGCAGGCCUCCAAGCCGUCGGUGAACGAACAGAACCAGGUGCAGCCGCCGGCAGACAACCGCAGGAACCGGACCCUGAAGCUGCUGGCGCUGAAAGUCGCUGCUCACAUGAAGUGGGACCUGGACAGCCUGGAGAGAGGGCUGACCAUCCCGGUGGUCAACAUGCUGCUGAACGAGCUGCUGUGCGUCAGCAAGGUUCCGGCCGGCGUGAAGCACGUGGAGCUGGACCUGUCCACCCUGCCGCCCACCACCGCCAUGGCCGUCAUCAUCUACAACCGCUGGGCCAUCAGGACCAUCGUUCUGAGCAGCUUCCCGGAGAAGCAGAACAAACCAGGACCUCAUCAGAUGAACAUGCUGAGCGUGGUGCAGCAGGAGAAGGAGCUGACGGAGAACAUCCUGGCCGUGCUGAAGGAGCAGGCGGCCGACUCGGUCAGCGUCCUGGACGCCGCGCUGCGCCUCAAGAAGGAUUUCUACGUCCACACGCUGCGGACGCUGGACCUGCUGGGCUCCGACGCCGCCGCCGCCAACGGAGAGACCGAGUCCUCCACCGCCGGCCUGCGGAUCGGCGCCGACGAGCUGCACUGCCAGGUGCACUACGACCUGGGAGCCAUCUUCUUCCAGCGGGGCUGCACGGACCAGCCGGCCUAUCAGAAGGCCCGAGACCACUUCAGGAUGACCAAGGAGCUCCUGAAGAAGCUGGACCAGGCCGUCCACGUCCACCUGGACGAGAAGCGCCUGGCCGGCUACUGGAACGCCUGCAAGGCUCUGACCGGCGACCGCGACCCGGCCGACACGCACACGACCCGCUACGACCGGAUCAACAGCCUGAUCCGGAACCAGGACUACCAGGCCGUGGUGGAGGCCUUCAUCAGGGACAACGCCGCCCGCAGCUUACCGACCCACUUCAGACGCUCGGUUCUGAGGGAACUGCUGUACCGGGUCCAGCAGGGGGAGUCGGGUCUGGAUGCGGUGUGCCGCCAGCUGUGUGUCUGCAACGCGGUGCGAGACGUUCUGGACGGAGAGGUUCUGAGCGUCCGGUUCCAGCAGCUGCUACUGAAGCCCGGUAAACGGACGGUGGACUUCAUGCUGGAGGUGUCCUCCCGCUCUCUGGACCGGGACCGGCCGACGGCCAGGAGGAACACCGCUGCCUUCCUGAGGACUCUGUGUGAGAACCUGGAGGACCGGGUUCUGGUUCUGACCGUCACGUCUCAUCCGCUGUUCCUGGAGCUGCUGAGGGACGACGACCGCAAGGUUCUGAUGGAGCAGACGAGGAAGAAGGGCGGAGUCAAUCUGAGCGCCAAGCCGCUUCCGUCCUUCUACGACAUCCCAGCUUCGGCCAGCGUGAACGUCGGCCAGCUGGAGCAGCAGCUGAUCCGGGCCUUGGACCCGCGCCGGAUCCGACAGAUCCUGAUUGAGCUCCACGGCCUGGCGGAGAGACCUUUCUGGAGGGUCAACGGAAAGUGGGAGGUCCCUCCGGAUUACGUCGGCGCCGUCCUGGCCAUCAAAGACGGCCUGACCCGAGAUCUGGUCUACAUCCUGACGGCCAAAGCUCUGCACUGCAUCUCCAUAAAGGACUUCGGCCCGGCCCGCCAGCUGUUCGCCGCCUGCCUGGAGCUCGUCACAGAGUUUUCUCCGAAGCUGCGGCAGGUGAUGCUCAACGAGACGCUGCUGCUGGACGUACGCGCUCACGAAGCCGCCGGCAGCCGGGAGCGGCCGCCGCCCGACCUGGUGAGCCGGGUCAGAGGUUACCUGGAGAUGAGGAUCCACGACGUUCCCCUGCGUCAGGUGAUCGGGGAGGAAUGCGUCGCCUUCAUGCUGAACUGGAGGGAGAACGACUACCUGACGCUGCAGGUGCCUCCGUCUCUGGUCAUGAACAACCCGUACAUCAAGCUGGGCCAGCUCCUGGCCUCCACCUGCAAGGAGCUCCCAGGUCCUAAAGAGAGUCGGCGCACUGCCAAGGAGCUGUGGGAGGUGGUGGUGCAGAUCUGCAGCGUCUCCGUCCAGCACAAGCGCAGCAGCGACGGCCGCCUGGGUCUGAUCAAGCAGCGCGAGUCGUCUCUGGGCAUCCUGCAGCGGAGUAAAUUCAUCACCUUCAUAAAGAAGCUCAGAGAGCCGCUGGUGCUGACCACUCUGAUCUCGCUGUUUGUGAGACUCCACAGCAUCGUUCGGGAUGACAUAGUGAACGAAGUGACAGCCGAGCAUCUCUCCAUCUGGCCAUCCUCUCUUCCAAACAUCCAGGCGGUGGACGUGGAGGCGGUGGCUGUGACCGUCAAAGAGCUGGUGUCCUACGCGCUGACGCUGAACCCCAACAACCAGGCCUGGCUCGUCACGCAGGCAGACAUCUACUUUGUGACCAAUCAGUACUCGGCCGCGCUCAGCUUUUACCUGCAGGCUGGAGCCGUCUGCUCAGACUUCUUCACCAAAGCUGUUCCUCCCGACGUCUACACAGACCAGGUUCUGAAGAGGAUGAUCAAGUGCUGCUCCAUGAUGAACUGCCACACACAGGUUGCCGUUCUGUGCCAGUUUCUCCGGGAGGUCGAUUACAUGACGGCAUUCAAAGCUCUUCAGGAGCAGAACAGCCACGACGCCAUGGACUCCUUCUACGACUACAUCUGGGACGUCACCAUCCUGGAGUACCUGACUCAUAUUCACCACAAACGCGGCGAGACGGAGAAGAGGCAGAUCGCUGUGAAGGCCAUUGGACAGACGGAGCUGAACAGCAGCAACCCGGAGGAGGUUCUGCAGCUGGCGGCCCAGAAGAGGAAGAAGAGGUUCCUGCAGGCCAUGGCCAAGCUCUACUUCUGAAAGCACGCAGCAGCUGUGCAGUUUUAUAAAAUAAAGUGUUCGAACAAAGCA